GGUCCCUCCUCAUGUGAUCUGCAUUAGUCCUGCUCCUCAGAGAUGGUGGAGACGACCAUGAUGCCUCUUGAAUAACAAACAUCUUCAGGGCCUGCACCUUGUAUACGGUAUAUAUGGAUAUAAUGGCCAGAGAGCAGUUUUUCAGUUUAUCCAGCAUUUAUUCAGAAGCCUCAGCAAGACAAGUGUGCGAAAUAUGGGGUUGUGAACUUAGUUCAUCGUGCAGGAAGUUUGUGUUUGAGGUUGAAGAUGACUACUUGGUGCAUCUGCUGGGAUUGUGGACGAUAUGUCUUGGAGAUACAGUAGAUGAAACUCAUUUGAUCGCGGUGGAAAGUGAACAAACACAGGGGCAGCCGGUGACUAUUGCCUCCCUCCAACCUUCUCUUCUCCCUAUGGUUAAUGUACACGACUUGGAGAUCACACUGCCUGUCACGUUCCUCCUGACAUCUGGCUCAGGCCCAGUGUACAUCUCAGGACAACAUGUAACAUAUUGAUGUAGCCUGCUGAAAAUUGAGAACCUGUCAUCUGCAAGUCCACAGCUACCCGCUAUGUUGCUGCUGAGCAAUGGAGAACACUGAUACAAUGGAUGACUUGGGCCUGUCUGCUAGAAGCCAUUCAUCAUACUCAAUAAUC
Messenger RNA from Hyla sarda, 630 nucleotides. RefSeq names its product nucleoplasmin-like. Gene Ontology annotation, biological process: chromatin remodeling. Lineage: Eukaryota; Metazoa; Chordata; Amphibia; Anura; Hylidae. The transcript has 5 exons. Gene Ontology annotation, molecular function: chromatin binding; histone binding; RNA binding. The record is from RefSeq and is a predicted model, not a curated record. Gene Ontology annotation, cellular component: nucleoplasm; nucleolus; cytoplasm. The coding region runs from base 114 to 491 and encodes 125 amino acids.